Messenger RNA from Polyodon spathula (Mississippi paddlefish), 1440 nucleotides. RefSeq names its product zinc finger, AN1-type domain 2A (gene zfand2a). The record is from RefSeq and is a predicted model, not a curated record. Bases 251 to 1096 code for a protein of 281 amino acids. Gene Ontology annotation, biological process: proteasome-mediated ubiquitin-dependent protein catabolic process; protein targeting to ER. Gene Ontology annotation, cellular component: endoplasmic reticulum; cytoplasm. NCBI's taxonomy places the organism in Eukaryota, Metazoa, Chordata, Actinopteri, Acipenseriformes, Polyodontidae. The transcript is spliced from 10 exons. Gene Ontology annotation, molecular function: zinc ion binding.
UGGUCAUCCGGGUGCGUCUGCAGCGGAGGAGGGGGAACAGGCCCAGGCUAUAAGAGCUGUGUUAUUAAGGCAGUGUUGUUAUUUUUUUUUUUUUAAACAUAAGGGAAGCAUUCGUUGUAAGCAGCAGGUAAACUACAAGGGAUCGUACAUUGGAAUCGUUGAUACCUUUUCGGAUUACGAAAAAUAAAGAGAAACGAUCUGACGCUCUCUCUGCUUUCCUGACUGCAUUGUAGAACACAGCGUUCUUGUGAUGGAGUUCCCAGACCUAGGAGAGCACUGCUCUGAGCUAACCUGCAAGCGCUUGGAUUUUCUUGCAAUGAAGUGUGAUGCCUGUGAAGACAUCUUCUGUAAAGAUCACAUCACUUACGCAAACCACAAAUGCACAUCUGCAUACAAAAAGGAUGUUCAAGUUCCUGUCUGCCCACUUUGUAACACCCCAAUCCCUGUAAAGAGAGGAGAAAUGCCGGAUAUCAAGGUUGGGGAACACAUUGAUGCGGACUGUAAAUCUGACCCAGCUCGGCGGAAAAGGAAGAUUUUUACAAAUAAAUGUUCAAAAGGGGGGUGUAAGCAGAAAGAGAUGAUACAUGUGACAUGUGAUCAGUGUCACUUGAGCUUCUGCCUGAAGCACAGGCACCCUUUAGAUCAUGAAUGCAAGUCUGAUGGCCAUCCUGUCUCCAAGUCUGGUCAUGCUGCUUUAAUGCGAUCCCAUGGAUCAACCUCAUCAGCUGUUGCUACUUCUAGUAAAGGAACCUCCAGAUCUGUACCAAAUGGACUAAGUGGGAAUGCACGAUCACAACCAAGAAGUACACUUGGGCAGAGUGCGACCGUGGCGCCACCACCACAGCAGCAGAGAGCAAUCCCUCCCUCUGCGUCUCUUCAGGCAGGAAUGACUGAGGAGCAGGCUUUGCAGAGAGCUCUGGAGAUGUCUUUAGCAGAAUCUGCAAGAAGCACACAGCAGCCGCUCAGUCCUCAGGAGCAAGAAGAUCUUGCGCUGGCCCAGGCACUAGCUGCCAGCGAGGAGGAGUUCCGCAGGCAGCAGCAGCAACUACAGGUAUCCAGAACAGUUACCAGUCAGUUGCAUGCUAACAGGAGUUGAAAACCGAGAACCCAAACAGGCUUACUGCAGCAUGUCUUAGUGUUGCAUUCUGCUGUAAAGCUGCCUGAUGUGCUAUACCAACCAUGUCUUCACAUUUUAGUUUUUUUUCCCUCAAUCAAGCUCCAGAGUUAAGACAGCAUACAUGAUCAAAAUAUUAUGUUGGAUGAUUUUGUGUGUGUGUAUAUAUAAUAUAUAAGAAAUCUUAUCAGUUGUAUUCUUUAAAACUAUAUGCAUCCUACAGUUUUAUAUAAAGCCUUUGUGUACAUAUUUCAUAUCUUGAUUACAUUAACCAAGAGAAUGCCUUGUCUGCUAGAUGUAUGUUGAAUAAAACAUUUAAAAAUGUU